Messenger RNA from Clonostachys solani, 1050 nucleotides. The record is from the annotation of a GenBank genome assembly. NCBI's taxonomy places the organism in Eukaryota, Fungi, Ascomycota, Sordariomycetes, Hypocreales, Bionectriaceae.
AUGAGACUCAUUGUGCGCGAAGAUUCGACUUCGGUGGCAGAAUACGUGGCCAACUAUAUAACAACACGAAUCAAAGAGUUUGGCCCUAGCCUAGCUCGGCCUUUCGUAUUGGGCCUUCCUACUGGUAGUAGUCCUAUCGAGGUGUAUCGGAUCCUAACCGCCAAGUACAAGGCCGGCGAGGACGAAUAUGUCGGCAUCCCAAGGGAUCACCCACAAAGCUACCAUUCCUUCAUGUGGCAUUAUUUUUUCUCCCAUGUAAACGUUAGACCUGAAAAUGUUCACAUUCUAAAUGGGAAUGCAGAAGACCUGGAGUCGGAGUGCGCUCAAUUCGAAACAGCAAUCGAGGCACUCGGGGGUAUUAAUCUAUUCCUGGCGGGGAUCGGCGAAGAUGGCCACAUUGCCUUCAACGAGCCUGGCUCAAGCUUAGCCAGCCGCACUCGUGUGAAGACACUAGCCUAUGACACUAUACUCGCCAACUCAAGGUUUUUCGGCAACGAUGUCAACCAAGUGCCAAAAAUGGCACUGACCGUUGGAGUUCAGACCAUCUUGGAUGCCAAGGAGGUUGUCACAGUUGCGUUAGGAGCCCGCAAGGCAGUGGCGCUGCAAAAGUGUAUUGAGAACGGCGUCAACCACAUGUGGACGCUUUCUGCCCUUCAGCUCCAUCGACACUCCAUGGUAGUUGCAGAUGAAGACGCGACGCUCGAGCUGCAAGUCAAGACUUUCAAGGUUCGGAACCACCAUCUACACCCUAUGUCGAUCAUGACGCUAACAAUUCAUACAAAGUAUUUCAAAUCGAUCGAAAAGGUUGCUAGGGAAGAAGGUUUCGAUCAGGCUCUUCCCCGAAGUCUUCGUAAAGGAACGCGCGUGGCACUCUCUGAUAACAUCAAAAUCAACGGUCAGAUACAGUCUCCGGUGGCUCUCAAGCCCAUUGAAGUGCAGCCAUAUCUGCUUCGCGCGAAUAGUCCAGUGCUCUCUGGUCCAAUUUCCAGGUCUGCAACUCCUGAGCCCAGUCUAGACAGUAUGAGUUCGCGAAUCGAGAUUGGGGCUUAG